AUGGUGUUGAGCCACGUGAUCACACAGGACAGUCCGCUCUACGACGUCACAGCGGCGGAUCUACUGGAAGAUCCCUUCGAGUUACUGAUAAUUCUAGAAGGUACGAUUGAGUCCACAGGAGAGAUGAUGCAAGCCAAGACCUCUAUCGGUAGCGCUGAGAUAUGCUGGGGGUAUAGGUUCGCUCCCGUUGAAGAAUAUGACUCUCUAAAUGACAAGUGGUGUAUCAACUUCAACAAGUUCGACCAAAUGGACCCUGUUGAAACUCAAAAACACAGCGCAAAAACACGGGCGGAGAAUCUUGCACGACUGACGCUACAAGAGCCAACCAAAACGAUCUCUCUGAUUGAUUCUUGA
Molecule: messenger RNA, 354 nt
Organism: Candidula unifasciata
Lineage: Eukaryota; Metazoa; Mollusca; Gastropoda; Stylommatophora; Geomitridae
Source: the annotation of a GenBank genome assembly